AUGGCCCAGGCAGCUGCGAGGGGCCGCCCUGUCCUCAAGAGGGUCACAGUCUACCGGAAACCGAACUCACCCGAGAAAACCCGAACCAGCCCGCAGAAGGCAUUCAACAGAGGGUUGUCCAUCAAGCGCACGGCAGUGCGAAUGAAUGACGCCGGGGAAACGCCCCAGGGCUCCAGGGAAAGCCGCGUGGGUGUCUCUGAGGCCACAGCCCCAAAGGGGUCCGCAAAGCUGCUCCCGGCUCCCCGCCUUUUCAAGCCACCGAGCGCCCAGGGAGGAAGCGCGAGGCGGCGGCCCGCCCCGUCGCGUCCCACCCACCGCGUCCCCUCCCCUCCCGCUGCGGGAAAAGUUGCCGCGGGCGCCGCUGCUCACUGUGGGGCGGGCGGCGGACGAGAUGCGAGCGCGCGCGCGGCCCCGGCCGCUCUGGGCCGCUGUCCUGGCGCUGGGGCGCUGGCGGGCGUCGGCGUCGGAGGGCCCAACAUCUGUACCACACGAGGUGUGAGUUCCUGCCAGCUGUGUCUGGCUGUGAGUCCCAUGUGUGCCUGGUGCUCAGAUGAGGCCCUGCCCGUGGGCUCGCCCCGCUGUGACCUGAGGGAGAAUCUGCUACAGGACAACUGUGCCCCAGAGUCCAUCGAGUUCCCGGUCAGUGAGGCCCAAAUCCUGGAGGCCAGGCCCCUCAGCGACAAGGGCUCUGGAGACAGCUCCCAGGUCAUUCAAGUCAGCCCCCAGAGGAUUGCGCUGCGGCUGCGACCAGAUGAUUCGAAGACUUUCUCCAUCCAAGUGCGGCAGGUGGAGGAUUACCCUGUGGACAUCUAUUACUUGAUGGACCUGUCCUACUCCAUGAAAGAUGAUCUCCGGAGCAUCCAGAACCUGGGUACCAAGCUGGCCUCCCAGAUGCGCAAGCUCACCAGUAACCUGCGGAUUGGCUUUGGGGCCUUUGUGGAUAAGCCUGUGUCACCCUACAUGUACAUCUCCCCACCGGAGGCCCUCAGAAACCCCUGCUAUGACAUGAAGACCACCUGCUUACCCAUGUUUGGCUACAAACAUGUGCUGACGCUAACUGACCAGGUGACCCGUUUCAAUGAGGAGGUGAAGAAGCAGAAUGUGUCACGGAACCGGGACGCUCCAGAGGGUGGCUUUGAUGCCAUCAUGCAGGCUACAGUCUGUGAUGAAAAGAUUGGCUGGAGGAAUGAUGCAUCCCACUUGCUCGUGUUUACCACUGAUGCCAAAACUCAUAUCGCACUGGAUGGAAGGCUGGCCGGCAUUGUCCGGCCCAACGAUGGGCAGUGUCACAUUGGCGGUGACAACCAUUACUCUGCCUCUACCACCAUGGAUUACCCCUCUCUAGGACUGAUGACUGAGAAGCUAUCCCAAAAAAACAUCAACUUGAUCUUUGCAGUGACUGAAAAUGUGUUCAAUCUCUACCAGAACUAUAGCGAGCUCAUCCCAGGGACCACAGUGGGGGUUCUGUCCACCAACUCCAGCAACAUCCUCCAGCUCAUUGUUGAUGCUUAUGGGAAAAUCCGCUCUAAGGUAGAGCUGGAAGUCCGUGACCUCCCCGAGGAGCUGUCGCUGUCCUUCAACGCCACCUGCCUCAACAAUGAGGUCAUCCCGGGCCUCAAGUCGUGUGUGGGACUCAAGAUUGGAGACACGGUGAGCUUCAGCAUCGAAGCCAAGGUGCGGGGCUGCCCCCAGGAGAAGGAGAAGUCCUUCACCAUCAAGCCCGUGGGCUUCAAGGACAGCCUCACCGUGCAGGUCACUUUCGACUGUGACUGUGCCUGCCAGGCCCACGCAGAGCCGCACAGCCACCGCUGCAACAACGGCAACGGGACUUUUGAGUGCGGGGUGUGCCGCUGCGGGCCCGGCUGGCUGGGCUCGCAGUGCGAGUGCUCCGAGGAGGACUACAGCCCCUCCCAGCAGGACCAGUGCAGCCCCAAGGAGGGCCAGCCCAUCUGCAGCCAGCGGGGCGAGUGCCUCUGUGGCCAGUGUGUCUGCCACAGCAGUGACUUCGGCAAGAUCACGGGCAAGUACUGCGAGUGCGACGACUUCUCCUGUGUCCGCUACAAGGGGGAGAUGUGCUCAGGCCAUGGCCAGUGCAGCUGUGGGGACUGCCUGUGUGACUCCGACUGGACCGGCUACUACUGCAACUGCACCACGCGCACCGACACCUGCAUGUCCAGCAACGGGCUGCUGUGCAGUGGCCGGGGCAAGUGCGAAUGUGGCAGCUGCGUCUGCAUCCAGCCAGGCUCCUAUGGGGAUACCUGUGAGAAGUGUCCCACCUGUCCUGAUGCCUGCACCUUUAAGAAGGAGUGUGUGGAGUGCAAGAAGUUUGAGCGGGGCGUCCUGCACGAGGAAAACACCUGCAGCCGCUACUGCCGUGACGAGAUCGAGUCUGUGAAGGAGCUGAGGGACACUGGCAAGGAUGCUGUGAAUUGUACGUACAAGAAUGAGGAUGACUGUGUCGUCAGAUUCCAGUACUAUGAAGACUCCAGUGGCAAGUCCAUCCUGUAUGUGGUAGAAGAGCCAGAGUGUCCCAAGGGCCCUGACAUCCUGGUGGUCCUGCUUUCAGUGAUGGGGGCCAUUUUGCUCAUUGGCUUUGCCUUGCUGCUCAUCUGGAAGCUCCUCAUCACCAUCCAUGACCGGAAAGAGUUUGCUAAAUUUGAGGAAGAACGAGCCAGAGCGAAAUGGGACACCGCCAACAACCCGCUGUAUAAGGAGGCCACGUCCACCUUCACAAAUAUCACCUACCGGGGUACCUAGUGACCAGACCACACCCUCCGAUCGCUCAGACCAUGCCAGGAUGGCGGGUGUCUCUGCUGUCAAGUUUACGGAGGACAGCUGUGUGUGUAGGGGGGUGUCUCUGGGUGUGUGUCCGUGAGAGAGUGCAGUGUGAGUGUGCGUGUAUGUGUGGGGAGGGUGGGGGAAAUGUGUAACUUAAAACUUGUGACGUGUCAGGUGAGCACGGCCCCUCCGCUUUUGUCCUCAGAGUGCCGCCUGCAGGGAUUCUGCCUGCUUAGCUUGAGGGUGCGUUCUGAGCUGAGCAGGUGUUCUUCAUUACCUCAGAGAGACGCCAGCUUCCCCCCGGGCCCCUUCCCCUGAAGAAAUGGGCGGGUCUGAGGCUUCUCGUUGCAGAGGGAAGGAUGCCCAGCCUGGGCCCCACCCCGAGUUCCUGUGCUUCUUCAGCCGACUCCCAGCAGCCAGGGUGGGAGGGACUGCUGCCAUCACCUCACGCUGGUUCCGUCGUCAGGGGAGUCCUUGUCACCUGACUCUCUGACCUGUGAGAGUGAAGCUAGCGGGGCCACUCAGGGCUCACACAUGGCCCGAGGGCAGUGCCAGUGUAGUCAGAACCCUUUGGGUUUGCCUGUGGGCAGCGCUACCCUAGAGGUUUGUUUAGAAGACGCGUGUCACCCUCAGACCAGCACCACCUCCUUACCUCCUACUUCCAUGCCCCCCGUCGUAGAUGUUUGCUGUGUACUGGGAUUUCUCUCACGACCAAAUGCUUUUCCUCCAAGGGAGAGCGCUGUGAUUAGAGCCAGCAGUCUGGCCCUGCGCUUCAGGCCUCUGCCCUUGGUCCAAGGUACCACCGCCACACCCACCCCUCAGCUCUGUGUGCUACUCCAUGGAUGGGAGUGAUUGCAUUUUCUACCUCUGGUGUCUGGUGAAGGAAUCCUCCCGUGCGUCUGCUGGGUGUAAGCGCCAGGAUGGAGUGAAGGGCCAGCCCUGCAUCGCUGUGGCUACUUCUCCCGGGGGCUGCACAACCUCCUUGUAGUUCAGUUUUUAAUCUGCGAGGCCAUGGUGCAGUUUUAUUUUGUUUCUCUCACUGGGGCACCUGAAACCACAUGAGGUUUGUACAACUGAAAGGAACAUGUGCAUAGACACACUUGCAUUAUUUUUGCAAUUUUAUUUGAUGACAAAGAAGGAGAGCCUGAACAGCCGUGAAGACUUGGAGGGAUACAGACACUCCCAUUCAGCAUCACUCAUAGUAAGUCACUGCCCAGUUGCUGGGUCUGUGAGGAGCUCUGUCUUCCCAGAAGCCUAUGGGCAUGGAUUUACGGACACACUGGACCUUUCCUAAGGAGGAGGGACUUUUCUUUUGUCUCUACAAUAGCAAUUGCUCCGUUAGUGUUGCCAUCCACCCAACGUUAAAAAUCACCACCCUGCCACCCCAGGAAAGGGGAAAGACCAAUAAAUGGUGAUCUGAUGAUCAAAAACCCUGGGUCCUGGCCUCUGUGUUGCAGCUAACACAGCUUUAACCUUCAGGAAGGCAAAUCACUUUCUUCUCCCCAGGACUCAGUUUUCUAGUUUGCAGAUGGAGUUGAACCAGCCAGUCUUGAAGAUCUCUCUUAGUGUCAACAUGCUAAGAUGCUGAGACGUACCGUGGCAGGAGACAUACAGUUAAGCUUCUGUGGGAUAUUGACAAUAGUUUCUUUUUAAGCUGGGAGAUUAGAGAGACCUGGCUUUGGCAAGAGCAGAUGUCAUUCCAUAUCACCUUUCUCAAUAGCAGUCUUACAUCCUGUCCUCUCCUGGAACCCCUUCUCCAACUUUUGGUAGCAGGUACAUCUCCUGAUGUAGCACCUCAGCUCCACUUGUUGUUUCUUAAUUCACAUAGCACUCAUUUGCAUCCACAUAUUAGGGAAGACAAAUUAGCAAGUAGCCCAUUCGCAUGUUAACACUGAGAAUGAGACUUGGAAUUAAGAAGGAGGCAAAUGACUGAACCCUGACUUGCCUGCACGUUGCCUCCUACUGUCAAGGGUGGGAAUAUGGUAGAAGGAUAAACAGGGAGGAGGGAUGAUCGAAAAUUCAGGAAGUUUAGAAACUACCUUCAACCUCCAGCUAAGGAGGCCGAGCUCAUGGGAGUAGUAGUGCGACGUUUUCUUUCUGUAAGAUGGCUUAUGUGAAACUCCAAUGAGGCUGGCACCACGGCUCACUAGGCUAAUCCUCCACCUUGUGGCGCCUGCACACCGGGUUCUAGUCCUGGUCGGGCGCCGGAUUUUCUGUCCCAGUUGCCCCUCUUCCAGGCCAGCUCUCUGCUGUUGCCCGGGAGUGCAGUGGAGGAUGGCCCAAGUGCUUGGGCCCUGCACCCCAUGGGAGACCAGGAGAAGCACCUGGCUCCUGCCAUCGGAUCAGCGCGGUGCGCCAGCCGCAGUGCGCUGGCCGCGGCAGCCAUUGGAGGGUGAACCAAUGGUGAAGGAAGAGCUUUCUUUCUGUCUCUCUCUCUCACUGUCCACUCUGCCUGUCAAAAAACAACAACAACAACAACAACAACAAAAACAAAACAAAACAAAACAAAAAAACUCCAUUGAAGGAGAGAGAAAGUGUAUGCAAAGGCUGGAAGAAUGAGGAGGGAUCUUUUCUGAGCUGCUUGAAUGAGGCUCAUAGAUCAUGAAGACCAGUGCUGUUUGUCAUCAUGUGGGGCUCACUGUGGCUAUGCUCAUGGGCAGCAGAUGCCAGCCUGGCGUAGGAGGAACUGACUAGCAUCCCAGCCUUGGAUAACACGGUGCAGUGGACUGUGCUCUGCUGCUUUGGAGACACUGUAUGUCCAGUCUCAGGGUCUGUGGACAGCAACGGGAAACUGAACAUUCCUGACAAGUUGUCAUAUUGAGGCAGUUCUUUACCUCUCAGAUGUUUCUAGGCCAUCCAUGAUUUCAAGAUACUUGUCUUUGUUAUUCUUGGUUGAAAUUGGCUCAGUGCCUUCCUGUCUUCCUAACCACCUUCUGUGUUUGAAUUGUGCAACAGUGAAUUAAAUGUGCUUUCCAAAAAGA
Messenger RNA from Oryctolagus cuniculus (rabbit), 5759 nucleotides. Lineage: Eukaryota; Metazoa; Chordata; Mammalia; Lagomorpha; Leporidae. The record is from RefSeq and is a predicted model, not a curated record.